UUCUGCUCCUCCCUGAGACUCACGAGGCUCAGCAGAACCAGAACCGGUUCGGUUCGGUUCGGUUCGGAGGUUCUGGCUAAGAGCAGGAGCAGGAAAAGUCAAAGCACAGUUUGGUUCGUCCGUGUUGUGUUCAGGGUCCGUCCGACAGGUGGGCUUCUCUCUGACUGCUGAGUGGAGGACAAGGUCAGGCUGCAGGGUCUCCACCUGUACAGACAGCAGCCGACGGGUUUCUCUGACAUCAUGAAGGUUUCUGCAGGACUCCAGCUCCUCUCAUUAGUCCUGAUGCUAAAACGAACAUUGAUCCGGUCCAAUCGGGUCCUCCUGAGCCCGGCGGAGCUGACGGGUGAAACGAUGCGAGCUGCUCCUCUGCAGAUGGCUGCAGCAGAUUAAACUGAUCCACCAUGGAUGGUGUUUCCCAGCAGGAUGAUCCAGACCCAAAUCCUGAGGGUCUCACACAAGAUCAGUCCCCCUCAGCUGUUGAUCCAGAACCAAGACCAGACCCUGAUCCCACAGGUCUCACACAGGACCAGGAUGAGCCAAGUCUGCUGGUAAAUUCAGACGGUGAAGCUGAUGCUACUGAUGAGGACCACAACGAUCCUCCUCGGGACCAGGAUCAGGAUCAGGUCCGGGCAGAAGAUCCAACAGAACAAAGUCUGACCCAGGACUCAGACAGAGACUCCAGGCUGGAUCAGAACCAAGCCCCCUCAGACCUGAUGCCUGUCCCAGACCAGAGCGAGGAGUCAGGAGGAGGAGGAGGCUCGGCGCUGGUCGUCACUGAGACAGAGGAGAGCGAGGAGGACGAUACGAGGAGCGUCACCGCCUCAUCCGUCACGUCUCUGUUCCACAGGGUGCAGCUGGAUCCUCUGGAGAAGGACUGGCUGAGGAGUUCUGCCCUGGGAAACAUGGCCGCCCAGCGUCUGCUGCUCGCUCAGGAGCCCAGCCUGGUGCUCAAGAAGGACUUCAUCACUACAGCUCUUCACUGGGCAGCAAAGCAGGGCCAUCAGGAGGUCGUGGAGAUGAUGCUUCGCUCUGGAGCCGAUGUCAACAUCAGAUCAAACGGGGGUUACACCGCGCUCCAUCUGGCCUCCAUCCACGGACACCAGGACGUGGUCCGGACUCUGAUCGCCUCCCACCAUGCUAAAACCAACAUCAGAGAUUAUCACGGCAAGACGGCUGUUCAGUACUGGACCGGAGGAGCCGACGUCUUCAACAGACCCGACUCUCAGUCAGACGAGAGGUUCUGUCGGACCCGCCGGACGCAGCGUUUCGGUCUGCUGUCUCUGCGUUUGUCUCGCUCUCGCAGCCAAGGACAGCUUCACCUGGAGUUCGGGACGCCGCCUCAGUCAGCAACUUAUGAUGCGUUGGACCUGCACAUAUGACAUCAUAGACCAAUAAAUAGUUGGACCUACGCUUAUGACAUCAUAGACCAACAAAUAGUUGAACCUACACUUAUGACAUCAUAGACCAACAAAUAGUUGGACCUACGCUUAUGACAUCGUAGACCAAUAAAUAGUUGGACCUACACUUAUGACAUCAUAGACCAACAAAUAGUUGGACCUACACUUAUGACAUCAUAGACCAACAAAUAGUUGGACCUACACUUAUGACAUCAUAGACCAAUAAAUAGUUGGACCUACACUUAUGACAUCGUAGACCAAUAAAUAGUUGGACCUACACUUAUGACAUCAUAGACAAAUAAAUAGUUGGACCUACACUUAUGACAUCAUAGACCAAUAAAUAGUUGGACCUAUACUUAUGACAUCAUAGACCAACAAAUAGUUGGACCUACACUUAUGACAUCACUGACCUGUCUGAAAUGUCUUGUAGAACAAACAUCUGGGAAAAUCUGCAGCUGCUCAUCUUUCUGUAGAGGUUGAUGACAAACAGGAAGUAAAACAAACAAACAGUUCAACAGAACAAACAGAAAUACAACCUGAGCUCAGAAAAAAAUAUUUUCUCUGAGUUUUAGUUGAACUUUUCUUCUGAAAGUGAAUAAAUCUUGUUUUUAACCUGA
This is a messenger RNA of Austrofundulus limnaeus, 2014 nucleotides long. RefSeq names its product ankyrin repeat domain-containing protein SOWAHC. Bases 402 to 1379 code for a protein of 325 amino acids. NCBI's taxonomy places the organism in Eukaryota, Metazoa, Chordata, Actinopteri, Cyprinodontiformes, Rivulidae. The record is from RefSeq and is a predicted model, not a curated record. Gene Ontology annotation, molecular function: protein binding. The transcript has 14 exons.